Messenger RNA from Condylura cristata (star-nosed mole), 6228 nucleotides. RefSeq names its product G protein-coupled receptor 161 (gene GPR161). Gene Ontology annotation, biological process: G protein-coupled receptor signaling pathway. The record is from RefSeq and is a predicted model, not a curated record. Gene Ontology annotation, molecular function: G protein-coupled receptor activity. The transcript has 5 exons. The coding region runs from base 68 to 1657 and encodes 529 amino acids. Gene Ontology annotation, cellular component: membrane; recycling endosome. NCBI's taxonomy places the organism in Eukaryota, Metazoa, Chordata, Mammalia, Eulipotyphla, Talpidae.
CCUGGUUUCCUUCUGUUUUCCAGUCGUCCAGCAUGCUCUGCCCACCCCACGGCGAGGCGCACUGACCAUGAGCCUCAACUCCUCCCUCGGCCACAGGAAGGAGCUGAGCAACCUCACUGAGCAGGGGGCCGGCGAAGGGGGCAUCAUCGUCACCGAGUUCAUCGCCAUCAUCAUCAUCACCAUUUUCGUGUGCCUGGGCAACCUGGUCAUCGUGGUCACCUUGUACAAGAAGUCCUACCUCCUCACCCUCAGCAACAAAUUCGUCUUCAGCCUGACCCUGUCCAACUUCCUGCUGUCUGUGCUGGUGCUGCCCUUCGUGGUGACCAGCUCCAUCAGGAGGGAAUGGAUCUUCGGUGUGGUCUGGUGCAACUUCUCUGCCCUCCUCUACCUGCUCAUCAGCUCGGCCAGCAUGCUCACUCUUGGGGUCAUUGCCAUCGACCGCUACUAUGCUGUCCUGUACCCCAUGGUGUACCCCAUGAAAAUCACGGGGAACCGGGCGGUGAUGGUGCUCGUCUACAUCUGGCUGCACUCCCUGGUCGGCUGUCUGCCGCCCCUGUUUGGCUGGUCAUCCGUGGAGUUUGACGAGUUCAAGUGGAUGUGUGUGGCCGCCUGGCACCGGGAGCCCGGCUACACGGCCUUCUGGCAGAUCUGGUGCGCGCUCUUCCCCUUCCUGGUCAUGCUGGUGUGCUAUGGCUUCAUCUUCCGCGUGGCCAGGGUCAAGGCCCGCAAGGUGCACUGUGGCGCCGUGGUCAUUGGGGAGGAGGACGCCCAGCGGACCGGGAGGAAGAACUCCAGCACCUCCACCUCUUCCUCGGGCAGCAGGAGGAACACCUUUCAGGGUGUGGUCUACUCAGCCAACCAGUGCAAAGCCCUCAUCACCAUCCUGGUGGUCAUUGGGGCCUUCAUGGUCACCUGGGGCCCCUACAUGGUGGUCAUCACCUCGGAGGCCCUCUGGGGGAAGAACUACGUGUCCCCGACCCUGGAGACCUGGGCCACGUGGCUGUCCUUCACCAGCGCCAUCUGCCACCCCCUGAUCUACGGGCUGUGGAACAAGACAGUCCGCAAGGAGCUGCUCGGCAUGUGCUUUGGGGAUCGGUACUACCGGGAGCCGUUCAUGCAGCGGCAGAGGACUUCCAGGCUCUUCAGCAUCUCCAACCGGAUUACAGACCUGGGCCUGUCCCCACACCUCACAGCGCUCAUGGCAGGUGGCCAGCCCUUGGGGAACAGCAGCAGCACUGGGGACACCGGCUUCAGCUGCUCUCAGGACUCAGGAACAGAUGUGAUGCUGCUGGAAGACUACACAUCCGAUGACAACGCUCCCUCCCACUGCACCUGCCCCCCCAAGAGACGGAGCUCGGUGACAUUCGAGGAUGAAGUAGAACAAAUCAAAGAAGCUGCCAAGAACCCUAUCCUCCACGUGAAAGCCGAAGUACACAAGUCCUUGGACAGUUACGCAGCCAGUUUGGCCAAAGCCAUAGAGGCCGAGGCCAAGAUCAACUUAUUUGGGGAGGAGGCUCUUCCCGGGGUCCUGUUGACGGCGCGGUCUGUCCCGGGGACUGGCUUUGGGGGCCGCCGGGGCAGCAGGACAUUGGCGAGCCAGAGGCUGCAGCUGCAGAGCAUUGAAGAAGGAAACAUCUUAGCUGCUGAGCAGAGAUGAGGGCCUCUGGGGAUCUCCGCGGAAGGAUGCCUCUAGUGGGCUGUACCGGGAUCCUGGGAGCAUGGGGAAGGAACAUCUGCUGUGCAGCCACCAGGGAAAACACUGAAAACAAUGUCUAUAGCCAGUGACUUCAGUGUCGGUGGUGAGGCAACAUGCAGGCUUCUCCGGGUCCCAGAGAUGGGGCCAGAGAUGUGUAAAGCACAACAGAAAGCAGAUGGAUGUGUGGCUGUGACUUUGUGGGAGGUGGGCACAGCAGGGACUGGAGUCCUGGCCUUGAAAAGAAACCACAUUGUGGGUUGUUCCCUCUUCUUCACGAGCUAUAUCCAGGGGUCCAGACACCCAGCAGGGGGCCUGUGCCUUUGAGGACAGCACAUCUGAGAAGCAAGAUCACCCAGGGCUUCUGCAUGAUGGCACAGGCGGCUCUGGCUGCCAGCAGUCGUACGCUAACUGGUCUCAAAAGAAGUAGAGCCCCUGCGUCUAGUCCCCAAAUCUCCAGUCUGGGCUGUGACUGUGUCUUCAGGACCUGCCCCCGCCGGUCCUGGGAAGGGCAGCUUGCAGGCAAAAAGGUCCAGGCAGGGCCUGCUGUUUCUGAGGACGGGGACCCACCCCACCUACUUCUCUACUGACUGAUUCUUUGGUACUUCAAAAGAAGGGAGAAACCACUAGAAGAGAUAGCAGAAUGGAGCAGAUUCCAGAUGCUUCACUCCCAGAAUUUAAAAAUAUCUGUUGGGUACGGACACCACAAUCUGUUUGUGAUUCUGUUUGUGACUCAUGAAGGACCAGUUAGAAUUGCUGGUCUCCAGUUUCACAGGCUGGAUGCCCAAAUGCAACAGUGACUAUUAUUCCAACCCAGGGGAGGCCCGAGAUGCAAUGGGAAGAGAGCAAGACCUGUUGUCAGUGGCUUGGGUUCUGGGCCCAGCUCCACCUCUUUUUCAUGUGGGACAUAUGGCACCUCCCUGGACCAGCUGGACAGAGAAAUGAAUGGGCUCCAAGACCAUGUCCAACUCUGAUCUUUAAUGGUCUUUCAGUUUGCCAGAGGUGGGAAAAAGGGGCCUCACAGGCCAGUUUUUGUUUGGCCUUGAAUGUGGCUUGUGUUGAGCACUGGAGUGUUGUAGGCCCAGGUAUGUGGGCCUGACAGGAAUUUUGAGCCCAGUCCUGAUUGAAUGUCAACCCCCAAGGCACACAGAGGUGCCGGAGUGAGCCCUUUGUGUGGGGGACAAUAGAUGAAAUGUGUGUUGAGAGUACUGGCUGUGGUGACUUGCAAAGCCGCGCUGGGUCACCUGUGUCUUCUCAUUAACCUGGGCAAUUAGAUAAACUAAACACAGGGUGUAGCCUGCCGGGGGGAUACUGGGGCUUCCAGAUAAUGUCAGCAGUCUGAGGAGAUUCAGAGGUGGCUGCUCCAAGGUGGCAGCCCCUCCAGAAAGUCAUUCCCCUCAUGGUGUUUCUUUUGGGUCUAGUCAGCCCUCGGUGGAGACCAAAGGUUGGCUAGUCCCCUGGUCUGCAAUUUAUAAAGACUUAGUAAGGCCCAGGGCUUUGCUACCUUUGUUGUGAUGGGACUCCUUCUUGCCAGCUGUUCCCUGUCAUCUGGUGCCAGCUGCAGACCUGGGUUCUAGACAGGAGUGGGAGGGGCAUAUUACUUUUCCAGGGUGCACAAGGCAGGUCCCCUGUGUGCUUUGCUGAGAUGUGUAGCUGGAAAGAUUCUGCUCACACUACUGAGCAUCAUUCCUAAACCUGAGGGCAUUUUGUUUUCUCUCUCUCUCUGUGUGUGUAUAUAUAUAUAUAUUUCUAGCACUUAACUAGUUUCUAAAGAAACCACAAUACUAUCAACAGAGGUGGGGCAGGGCAGAGACCUUUGCCUCUAGGCUGGGACACUCCGGGAUGUCACCUGUUGGGCCUUUAAAAUCGCCUGGAAGCCUGGGGUUGGAGAGUGUUUCCCCUGGACUGCCCUCUGCUGGGCUUUGGGAGAGAGUCCUGACCCCUGGUCCCCACUGUCCAGCCCUGAAGGACUAGCAUUUACUCAGUGCCAAUCUGGAAAUACUGCACUUCCCGGGCGGAUUCGCCAUUUUCUUUUCUUCCACUUGCUCCAUCAGGUUGUUCAUCCACCAGACACUGUGCAUCUGGAGUGUCACUCCAAUUCAAGGAGAGACCCGGGGGGAUACUGGGGCUUCCAGAUAAUGUCAAGUAAUGGUUACAAAAGGAGCUCGAGUUCCACUGGGAGACAAGGAUUUCCAACUUAGGAGUUAGUGCUCCAUGAAGGGUGACAAUUUGAGCAAGGAUGUCUGGCAUGUAGAACCAAAUUCUGCAUAUUCAGGAGUUCAUAUUUGUCUCAGUUCAGCUGAGAGAAGGUGGAAGGAGGGAGGGAGAGAGGAGAGGCGUAGGAAGAGCAAGAAGGAGCAGGUGGGUGGGGCAAGAAAGAGUCACAUAUUUCUGAUAUUUUGAGGGCAUCAGUCCUUGGUGUAGGUCAAAACCUCAACUGGCACCACUAACCCAUAAGUCCCUUGCUGUAUGCUGCCAUGUGGUGGCAUCCAAAGCUUUUCUGAGUGUGGACCUGGUGGACUGUGGCAAUUGGGACAUUGUCACUCAUUCCUAAGUACCUGUUCUGUAUCUCCUGGUUUUGACAGGACCACCACUAAGGCACAUGUCUGCGUCUUCCAUCAAGAUUGCCACUUGACAGGGCCCUGUGCUAUGCCCCAGGUAGAAACUUAGGGGACUCUUUUAGGCCAGGAGGUCACUGGCGUUCCCCUCUGCCUAGACCCUGGGCACCCAGGCGGGAGUGCGUGCCUUGGACACUAGGGGGCAGCAGUGUGAACAUGAUGCUGCAGGCACUUCCCCAGUGCCACCUAAGGAUAAACCCCAAGGCUGCUUUGCUCCUGGCCUAGAACACUCCUUUGAACUACUGUCCUCGGUCCUCACCACCCAGCCAGCUGGCUUAUGUUUGUGACCCUACUAAGGGGCACAGGUGCUGCCACCAGUCAGCUGUGUGAUCUUAAACAAAUCUUUGUUGCAGAAGGGCAUUGAGGAAUGCAAGACAAGGGCCAUUCCAGGCUAACGUGUGUCUCCUUUAAGGAACUACGUCAUUUCUGGUGGUCUAGACAGAUACAGUUUCUGCAAAGACUUGGGCAACCAGAGUCUCAUUUGUAGAAGGUCCCUGGGUUGGGGUGGGAACAAGGAAAAGAGGUUGCAUACAAUGGUGACCUGGAGGUACCUGUAGACUGGAGAUGGGUGUCUAGAACAUUCUCACGACAUGUGUCAGCUGUCAGUUUGACACUUCUAUUGGGAAGGGAGGGCGACAUGGUGAACAACAGGAGGAGUAGGGGAGCAAGGCAUGUGCUGCACGCCUUAGGCACGUCAGGCACAGCCAAAUACUCCCAUAGUGGCAGCUGACCACGCAGGCCUUGGUAUGUAAAUUAUGGCUUCAGAUCCCACGCUGCCAUCCAUUAGCUGGGUGCUCUGGGGCAGGUUAAUCUGCACCAGUUUCCUGCUCUGUAAAUUGAGGCUUUGUAACCUUUCUCUAUGGGGAUGCAGGGUGCAGGGGCCUGUGUCAUAGGUGAUUCUGUGGGUUAAAGCACUGGGGCAGGGUCCCUGCUGCGGAGUUGCAGCACACUUCCCAGCCCUCUGGGGCGGUGCAUUGUUCCUGUUUUACAGGCAUCUGACAAAGUGAAUAUCCUGAAGAGGUAACUUCCUAGCGAGGAAGUGCUGGAGGUUGGUUGUUGCUAUGGGGAUUAUCCCAUGCACUGUAUGGCACACCCAUCUUUUGGGACCGGAAGGGGAAGGCUAUGGAAAAGAGGGAGGAAAGGCUGAGUAGCAUUUGGAAUUCGAGAAUCCCGAAGGAGCAAAAAUGAACUUUUCUGUUAAUGGCUAUCAAAGAUGUUGUGACCCUGGGGCUUGCCGUAGCUCCCCAGAUCACAGCACAUGCUCAGCCUUUACCUCCCUGGUAGCUGGAAAGUGGGGUCCCCAGGAUCUUCCCUGGGAGCUGAGGGCAGCUCUGUCCUUUGGAAACAGUCACAGCUCACUGGCUGUGGCUAUAGGUUGUCUCUGAUCCUCUGAGCCCCUGAGAGUGGGAGAGAAGGGGAACAGGGCAGGAAUCCAGAUUUCUAUGCUGUGUGGGCAGAACCCCAGGUGAAACCUGUGGAGAGAGCAGGGAAGUCACAGCUGUCCCUGAUCAAAGGGAAUGGCUGGGGUCACAGUCAAGAGUACAUGAGAGGCAGCCAACGGUCCUGGGCUGGCGACCGGGACGCAGAAUGCAGGGAGACCGAGGGCAAAGAAAACUGCCCUAGGCCUCAAAGCGAGUUGGGCCACAGUGAGUCCAUCUAGUCUUGGCCACGUGACUGAAAGAAGGAAGGAGCCAGCUUUGCAUGGGGAGGUAGAGGCAUCUCUAUCCGGAGAAUAGGCAGAAAGGAGCCCAGGAGACAGGCCCAAGUAUGUGACUGGAUUCAUUAGAAGAAUUUCAGCACAAACUCAAGUUUGACAGGAUUACCAAGACCCCAGUUUUGCUCAGUCUUAUUUUUUUUUUUAAAAGAUUUUAUUUAUUUAUUCAUACAGAACUGGGGUAUAGGCCAGAGGUACAGGGG